AGGGGCGGAGCCGUCAGCUCACCUGUGCCGCGGCGGAAGCGGCCGCCGGUCAGUGUGACCCCAUCGGCGGCGGAGACGCGGCCGUGCGCCCCGGGGCCACCAUGACCUGGAGCGCCACGGCGCGGGGCGCGCACCAGCCCGACAACACUGCGUUCACCCAGCAGCGCCUCCCGGCCUGGCAUCCGCUGCUGUCGGCCAGCAUCACGCUCCCGCUCUUCUUCUGCGCCGGCCUGGCCUUCCUGGGGCUGGGCCUGGGGCUGUACUACUCGUCCAAUGCCAUCCAGGAGCUGGAGUACGACUACACGGGCGACGCGGACGAGGGCAGCUGCGCCACGUGCGCCACCGAGGACCAAGGCCGCGCGCCCCCGCCCCGCUGCUCGUGCAGCUGGUACUUCACGCUGUCUGAGCUCUUCCCGGGCCCCGUGUACCUCUACUACGAGCUGACGGGCUUCUACCAGAACAAUCGGCGCUACGGCGUGUCCCGCGACGACGCGCAGCUCAGCGGGCUGCCCAGCGCGCUGCACCACCCGGCCAACGAGUGCGCCCCCUACCAGUACUCCGCCGGCCUGCCGGUGGCGCCCUGCGGCGCCGUCGCCAACAGCCUCUUCAACGACACCUUCACGCUGUGGCACCGGCGCCAGCCCGACGCGCCCUACGUGGAGGUGCCGCUGGACCGCUCAGCCAUUGCCUGGUGGACCGACUACCACAUCAAGUUCCGCAACCCGCCGCUCGUCAACGGCAGCCUGGCGCUCGCCUUCAAGGGCACCGCGCCGCCCCCCAACUGGCCCGUGCCGGUCUAUGAGCUGAGCUCAGACCCCAACAACACCGGUUUUGUCAACCAGGACUUCGUGGUGUGGAUGCGCACAGCGGCGCUGCCCACCUUCCGCAAGCUGUAUGCGCGCAUCCGCCAGGGCAACUACUCGGCCGGGCUGCCCAGCGGUGCUUACCGCGUGGACAUCGCCUACAACUACCCGGUGCGCGCCUUCGGUGGCCACAAGCUCCUCGUGUUCAGCAACAUCUCGUGGAUGGGCGGCAAGAAUCCCUUCCUAGGCAUCGCCUACCUGGUUGUAGGCUCCCUCUGCAUCGUCAUGGGCUUCGUCAUGCUGGCCGUCUACAUUCGCUAUCAGGACCAGGACGAUGACGACAACGACGAUGAGUGAGACCAGCUCUCUGAGGACCCUUUCGGCUUCUUGCCAGAGGCCUUGAGAGCUCUCUUGAGCGUCUCCUUAGCGCCCCUCACCCAGUCUCUUGAGCUCACCUCACUUUGCCUGCUGUUGUGGAUGAAGGGCCCAGAGAAAGGGAUUCUCCUCUUGGGGCUGCCAGGCUCUCCGAUGGGCCUGGGGGGAGGGGAUUGCAGUGUGAGGGAAACCUUGCAAAUUCUCCAUCUACUUCAUGUUUUACCAAAUUGACAUGUCAGGUUCUCAAAGACUAGAAUUUUAGAGCCCAAAAGAACCUAGAGGCUACUGCAACGAUCCUUAUGGAACAGGUGAUUAAGAGACCUGGGAUGUUCAAUUCAAUUUCAGCCAGCCAGCCAGUGACACCCGACUCAGGCAAUAGUUUGGCUUGGGCGUGGGGUGUAGGGCCUGGUGGGUGAUUGUAAUCGAGAGUGCAGCCCACGAUUAAUCUACAGAAACACGGAGAGCUGAGGAGAAUAUGCUCGUUAAGCGUAGAUUACCACCAGCCCCCAGCCCUGACACACCAAGACUGGCACGAAUCACUCCAAGCUGUGCUUAACCAGAUCCUCUGGAGUUUCCUGUGUUUCUUCGAAGUCUGGGAUUGCACUCUUGGCCUGAAGCAGUAAUCUGAGUUCACAGUAACCCGGGUUCACUUUUUCAGCUAGUAGUGUGUUUCUAGUGGCAGCGCCCAUCACAGUGGGGCCUUACACAGAGGAGAUUCUGUCUCUCUGUGGAAUGGAUGGGGAAAGAUGCUGUUGCUGGAAAUCUUGGCAAAUGGAUUUGUGCCAGGCUUCUUGUCAACUCAUCCAGUGUUUGGGUGUAAAACAGACUUUGCCAGAUGUAGGAACUUGAAAAUAUCAGCUUUUUGUGGUUCAGUGAAGAUAUUUUAAUCUUAAAAACCGAGAGUUGGGAGGAAACUUAGAGGGGAAGCAAUGCAGUCACACCUGUCUUCUGACAAUCUUCAGUCCUCUGCUGUCUGUUUUGUUUUUUUUUUAAUAUUUAAGAGGAAAGGCUUCAUUCUUAGAAAAGCCUUUUUUCUUAUAUUUGAAAUAGAAGGGGUUUGUAUUUAUGUUCUCAAAUGAGACAUUUAUUUCUAAUAAUCAUGCUUAUUACAGAAUUCCUCUAGUAAUCAUGAGGAAUAUAAUCUUAUAUAUAAACUAGAAUUUUAGGAUUAUUUGAACCUUUGAGGUAAUGGUAAAACCAGUUGAUUUUACUGAUCAAUUAGAAUCAAUCUAUAUGUAUAAAAAGAGCAACAAAAUUUUUUUUACACAAAAACCCUUCUUUUGAAGGCAAAACAACUUAAAAAGUAAAACCAUUUUACCAGAUUAUUUGCUGGAGCCAGAGUUCUUUGGUAAUUCACAGGAAUUCUCCAAUGCCUGCUAUCUAUUAUAACUUUUUCCAGUUACUACUAUUUAUUCUCAUUAAGCUGCAGCAGUGCCAGGUCUUGAAGAAUUAUUUUUUCAGUAGUUUAAUCUUAAAUUGUAUCAAAUAGAUUGCAUUGAUUUUAUUAGGUUCUUGGAAUUCUUUGAAAAUUAUUGAUGGAUGGAUACCACAGUUGUCAUUGAGGUCUGUCUGAGAAUCUAUUCCAUUAUUUAGAUGUAACAAGAAAUCAGUAAUUCCUACAUGUUGGUUUCCCAACUCCUAAAUGUAACACAAUUUUAUUUUCAAAUCUAAUUUUGUGAUUUUUAGGCUGCAAAAACAUCAUUACAUCUGCUUUGACUAACUUUUAUCUAUUAUGAAUAUAUUAGAGCAGCUCAUUAGCUCAGCCCUCUUCUGUGUUGGAUAAAAAUGUUUACUGUAUUUUCUGUCAUGUAACUUGAGAGCGGUGUAUAUUUUGCUAGUAUUUUUUAAAUAGUCCAUUGCUGUAAAAUUUCAAAUAAAACCCUAAGCCCUGAUUAAAUUAAUGACCGUAAAUACCAGACCCUAUUUUCUGCAAUUCUAAAAGAGAAUAAAGGUUGUGUUUGUCUUUGCUUUA
Molecule: messenger RNA, 3150 nt
Organism: Cavia porcellus (domestic guinea pig)
Lineage: Eukaryota; Metazoa; Chordata; Mammalia; Rodentia; Caviidae
Gene: Cdc50b
Product: transmembrane protein 30B
Exons: 1
Coding region: 102-1160 (352 amino acids)
Cellular component (GO): plasma membrane; Golgi apparatus; endoplasmic reticulum
Source: RefSeq, a predicted model, not a curated record